CGGGCGCGCUGUCCGUCCGUGCCGCGCGCCGCCGCCGCCGCCAUGGUGCGCUUCAAGAACAGGUACGUGCUCUGCGAGGUGGUCUCGGAGGACCCGCGGUGCCGGCAGUGCAUCGAGGACCGCGCGCUGGGCCUCGCCGUCAGAGACGCCAUCGCGCGGGUGCACGGGGACUACGGCCUGGCGUGCUGCUCCAUCUCCUUCACAGGUGCGGGCGAGACGGGCGGCCCCGGGGCUGCGGGGUCGCUCCGGCUCCGCUCACCCGUGCGUGUGUCCCGCAGUGAAGUACCUGAACGCGUACACCGGCACGGUGCUGCUGCGCUGCCGCAAGGACUCGUACCGGCUGCUGUGCUCCGCGCUGCCCUUCGUGCGGUACCUGGAGAGCCGCGCCCAGCGCUACCCCUGCUUCCUCAACACCCUGCACGUCGGAGGUCAGGAGCCCCCCGGGCCUGGCGGGAGGACGGAGCUUUAAUCAUACCUGCCACGACGCCGUGGUGCUGCUCUGGGUACCAUAAGAACAUGUCAGAAAUUCCUGAUUCAGUAUAACAGAACACAACUGCUGAGGUUGUUGCAAAACUGUACAAAUGAAGAGGAAAGACAAUGUAUACAGAAGUCCUUGCUGAGCUGUUCCCUUACAGAAGAGCAGUCUCAAAGUGGAGAUGAGGAGGAGGAUGAUGACACAGAGACAGACUGAAUGUCACUUGUUACCGUUCAUCUCUAUUCUGUACUUGUUUAAUCAAGACGUGACUGGUUAUCUUCAGUGUUAAACAGUGCAUGGGACUGGAAAAGCAUUUGUUCAUAUUUAGACUUCAUUCCCCAUUCCAAAUGUUUUUAAACAAACUUUUAAAAAAUAAAAUAUUAUUUCCCUUAA
Messenger RNA from Lonchura striata (white-rumped munia), 868 nucleotides. Lineage: Eukaryota; Metazoa; Chordata; Aves; Passeriformes; Estrildidae. The record is from RefSeq and is a predicted model, not a curated record.